UGAUAGCAACCGUAGAAGAAAAAAAGCUCCCAUUAAAGCUAGCUGGUUAGCACGACUGCAAACCUAUAAUUAAACAUAUUUGUGAUUUUUUUAAAAUGCUUCUACAGUCCGUAAGACCCUGGCUACUUCGAUGCAGAGUAUUACCGCUGUCUUGCGCGCGAACAUACUACGCAGACAGCGUCGCUCGGCUCGGCUCCCAACCUGAUAAACAGUCGCCUGAGUACCAGGAAAAUUAUGAGCGAAUGAAGGUUUUGGUUGAUGAAUUGAGGAGCCGAACAGAGAAGAUCAAGUUGGGUGGAGGAGAAAAGGCAAGAAAACUUCAUACAUCUCGAGGGAAGCUGUUGCCAAGAGAGCGCAUUGACAGACUACUGGAUCCAGGGACUCCGUUUUUGGAAUUUUCCCAGUUUGCAGGAUAUGAAUUGUAUGGAAAAGAGGAGGUUCCAGCCGGGGGGAUGAUCACUGGGAUUGGACGUGUUUCAGGGGUGGAAUGUGUUGUUGUUGCUAAUGAUGCUACUGUUAAAGGAGGAACCUACUACCCCAUUACAGUGAAAAAACACCUCCGUGCACAAGAAGUCGCCCAGCAGAAUCACUUACCCUGCAUUUACCUGGUGGAUUCUGGAGGAGCCAAUCUUCCCAGACAGGCUGACGUCUUUCCAGACAGAGACCACUUUGGCCGUAUUUUCUAUAACCAGGCCAGGUUAUCUUCAGAAGGAAUUGCUCAGAUUGCUGUUGUGAUGGGCUCCUGCACUGCUGGAGGAGCAUAUGUACCAGCAAUGGCAGACGAGAGUAUCAUUGUGCGCAAGCAAGGAACCAUCUUCCUCGGAGGACCUCCUCUGGUGAAAGCUGCCACCGGGGAAGAGGUAUCUGCAGAAGAUCUUGGUGGUGCUGAUCUACACUGCAAAAAAUCAGGUGUGACAGACCACUACGCUUUAGAUGAUAACCACGCACUCCAUUUAGCCCGAAAGACGGUCCGUAGUCUCAACUACAGGAAGAAUAUCGAGGUCACUGUAGAACCCAGUGAAGCCCCCCUUUACCCCGCAGAUGAGCUUUACGGGAUAGUUGGAGAUAACUUGAAACGUAACUUUGAUGUCAGAGAGGUCAUUGCCAGAAUUGUGGAUGGCAGUAAAUUUGAUGAGUUCAAGGCAUUUUAUGGAGACACGCUGGUUACAGGCUUCUCAAGAAUAUUUGGAUACCCUGUUGGAAUUAUUGGCAAUAACGGAGUUCUGUUUUCAGAGUCUGCUAAAAAGGGAACACAUUUCAUCGAAUUAUGCUGCCAAAGAAACAUUCCUUUGAUUUUCCUUCAAAAUAUAACAGGGUUCAUGGUGGGAAGAGAGUAUGAAGCUGGAGGUAUUGCCAAAGAUGGUGCUAAGAUGGUCACUGCUGUGGCCUGCGCCAAUGUGCCGAAGAUUACAGUCAUCAUCGGCGGUUCCUACGGUGCAGGCAACUACGGCAUGUGUGGAAGAGCGUACAGCCCUCGAUUCCUCUUCAUGUGGCCAAAUUCGAGAAUCUCUGUAAUGGGAGGUGAGCAGGCGGCGACGGUCCUGGCCACCAUCACCAAAGAUCAGAGAGCACGAGAGGGAAAAGAGUUCACAGCUGAACAAGAGGCGGCUAUGAAGGAACCAAUUGUUAAUCGGUUUGAAGAGGAAGGCAGUCCAUAUUACUCCAGUGCCAGAUUGUGGGAUGAUGGUAUCAUUGAUCCAGCAGACACUCGUCUGGUUCUGGGACUGAGCCUCAGUGCAGCUCUCAAUGCGCCAUCAAAGAGGACCCGCUUUGGAGUGUUCAGGAUGUAACUUUCCUGUAGUUUUUGAUGUAUAUAGACACAUAUUUGUAGUAUAAAUUGAAAUAUGUGGAAAACAAAUUUCAAUAGGACAACUUCAGAGGACUUAGUUUUGUGACUAAUUGUCGUUGUGGGACAUUUCCACAGUAAAGUUGUGCCUUUAGUAUUACUUUUCCACUGUAAAUGUGGCUGUACUUAGAAACAUUUUUUUCUUUCUUCAGUUAAAUUUUCAUCACUUUACUGUAAAUGAAGAUUAAACACAUUAAAACUUCUGUUUUAAUUUUCUUUAAUCUCUUAAUAAUGCUAGAGAACAUGUGCUCAAUAGGGGGCACUAUGUAGCCAAGAAUAAUAGACUGCCUUGUUAAGUGAGACCUACAGGUUUAUUUUUUUUUUCUGGUUUUUGGAGCUCCUUCAUGUUUUUAUGUUUUCAUAAUGCAAGGGAGUUGUCUAACAAUAAAUAAUGUAUGUGGUGUACCUCGUGGUAGAGUUUAUAUAAUCUUUAGAGACUGUCUUUCUACAUAAAGUCGGGCAUUUUUGUAUUUCCUCAGCCAUUUGCUCUAUUCCCAUAUAGAUCAGUUCUCCCUGAGUCUCAGUUUUACUCCAGGGAUUUGGAGGAUCAUUGUAUUUACAUGCUUGCAUGCAGUCGGCUAGUUAAAGUGCUUAACUAGAAGCCCUUCACGCUCCUCUCUGGAUGACUGUAGUUUAAGCACUAAGGCUGGGAAAUGCUCACCUUAGAGAGGGAACAGAAAUAACUGAGGGCAUCAUGUGGGCAUGAGUUUAUCUGCCUUCUACCCACGCCUCCUGCUCCAAAUGUCACCGUAGGAGGCUUUCCAAAAUCUCACAUCAUGUCUUCCAAAAUUGUGGUCAUUCUGCAGAUAUAAGAGUGAAUAUUUAAGGAAUACUUUAGUGUAAUGAAAGUAAUAGCAUGGAGCAUUGAAAGAUUUUGAUUUCUCAUUGGACAUUCUAGAAUUUGUGUAUUUAUACUGUUUUAAGAAAAACUGCCAACCCAAUAUGUAAAACAUUCAUCUGAUGUGCAUCUUCCAGAUCUCUGACAGUGAUUGUAUUUGUUUCGUUCAGAAUAUCUGGCAGGAGUUCGAUUUUUCUUAAAAGUGCUUGCUUUGCCUCCAAGCUUCACAGCCUUUCUUGGCUUGUAUCGGAUUAAAAGGCAGUUGAGACAAACGGCCAGAAAGACGAGCGCUCCGAAUAACAGCGAUGUGUGGAUGGUUUAUCUAAGAGAAAAUAAAAUGUCUUUAGGCAACUGAACAAAGAUGAAACUGGUGAAAGAGAUUAAAGUCAAGUGAGGAUCAUUGAAGGCAACAGUGCAGCAGCGUGUGGCAUUUCAUUACAUUAAACUCAUCAAGAGGAUUUAUUUCAGUCAGUUGAAAGUGUGAAAUAUUGAUCCAUUAUCCUUGGGGUGAUGGGUAUUUUAAUUUAUAUAUUUAAGUUUGAAAAUAUUUGCUGUCAGCUAAUAAAAA
Cyprinodon variegatus (sheepshead minnow) is the source of this 3252-nucleotide messenger RNA. It is a transcript of the gene mccc2, whose product is annotated as methylcrotonoyl-CoA carboxylase 2. The transcript has 17 exons. Bases 96 to 1790 code for a protein of 564 amino acids. Gene Ontology annotation, cellular component: methylcrotonoyl-CoA carboxylase complex; mitochondrion. The record is from RefSeq and is a predicted model, not a curated record. Gene Ontology annotation, biological process: L-leucine catabolic process. NCBI's taxonomy places the organism in Eukaryota, Metazoa, Chordata, Actinopteri, Cyprinodontiformes, Cyprinodontidae. Gene Ontology annotation, molecular function: methylcrotonoyl-CoA carboxylase activity.